AUGUCUACUCUACGUCUUAUUUCAACAUUACGUUCACCGUUAUUAGUAAAUAAAUGUUGUCGAAUAUUAUUUCCAUUUUCUCAAAUGUCAUUUCGAUCUGUACUACCGAUCAAUGUAUAUUCUAAUGUUGAAGAUAGAAUACAACAGAUUCGUUUAUUUUCUUGUUCGACUAUUGUUUAUAAUCGACGUCGAGAUAAAAUAGAUUCAAAUGUUACAGAAGAAUUUGAUAAUGAAGAAGAAAAUGAAAAUGAAAAUGAACAGAAUAAUGAAACAGAUCAAGAUGAACAAGAAAAAAUAAGAAAUCGUAUUCAACAAUAUAAACUUCCAAAAGGUUAUCGAGUAAUCAUUCGACAUCUUGCUUCACUUCGUCUCGAUCUUAUCUGUUCAGCAGGUACUGGUAUAGGACGAAGUGCAAUUGAAGAUGAAUUCUAUGGUUCGAAAUUGCGUGUUAAUGGUGAAAAAUCCACAAAAAAAGCACAACAAGUUAAAGAAGGUGAUAUUAUCGAUUUAGUUGUAUCACGUACAGAAGGUGCAAAGUACAAUUCGAAAAGAAUCAUUGUUUAUAAAGUCUUUGAUGAAAAAUCACUUAAAAAUAAAGUGAAAGUAUGUUUAAUUGCAUGGCGUCAAGGAAUAGAAGUUGAUGGAUCACAAUGGAGUUAG
Molecule: messenger RNA, 660 nt
Organism: Rotaria sp. Silwood2
Lineage: Eukaryota; Metazoa; Rotifera; Eurotatoria; Philodinida; Philodinidae
Source: the annotation of a GenBank genome assembly